GUUUACGUUAUUUCAACACCCCGGAAACGAGUUCUAGGAUUUGCGGUGGUGGCCGUUGUGUUGCGUUGCGAUGUCUUUCGAAGCGAUGCCCUCAAGACACUCGCCAAAGAGGAGAAAAUUAAGCCAUAGCUCAAACGGCUGUGCAGACGAAGAACGCAACGAUGGCAGUGCAGCAAAGAAGAACACAAUUACGAAGAAGCCCAAGAACAAAGACAAUAAUGUACCGGCUAGUGGAAUCACCAAGUCAUCGAUUCUGGCUUUGCAGGUCGCAGAUUUGAUUGCAGAAGUAACACCAAACUAUGAUCGAUCUUAUGCGAAAUGGGGCGGACUUUCCAACAGACUGCAAACUAUCAUCAAGCAGAUCAAGACACGAGCUCCAGUCACUGCGGUUGACGCCGUAAAGACUCUACGCAAAGAGGGCGUUAGAAUCCCAUUCACUGAACCACGGCCUUCGAAGGACACCAAGUACAAGUUCGAGUUCACUGUACCAAAAGACAUCGAGGUCGGUGGAGCACUAGCUUGGGGAUUAAGCGUCAAAGGCGACAAUGUGAUUCAGCUUACUGCUAUAAUGCCGCCUGAGCUACUGCAGGAAAAGGACUAUCUCAACAACCGGGCGCCUCAAAAGGCUGCUUUUUAUCUGGCUUGCAUUGCCGCCGGCAUCAAAGAAGCUGCAGGCUCAGAAUUCGAGAUGUCUUUCGCGUAUCUAUACGGUGUAGACUAUCUGCCGGUUCUGAAUCUCAUAGCCAAAGACAAAUCCUUGUCAAAGGUCAAGUUCCAUGUCAGUGUGGGGUUCCCAGAGGACUUGAUGCCGACGGCAAAGACGCUUCCUACAAAGAACAACCUCAGACACGGCACAAAUGAGGCGUUGGAGACCCCAACGCCAUUCUACAACAGUAGCAUACGAUUUGCAGCGUCCACAGCAACAUUCAGCGAGAUGAUCAGGUCCGCCAAAAGCGCUUCAUUCGACGACGCAUGCCGCCUUGGGCAAGUCUGGCUACAGCAACUUGGCUUUGACAGCUCAAUUCAAUCAGGUGGUUUUGGCUUUUUGGAAUGGAGCGCGACAUGCGCAUUGUUUCUUCGGACGGGAGGACAUCGAGGUCUCCCAUUGUUUUCGAAACAGUACAGCAGUCUGCAGUUCUUCAAGGCCAUGCUCCAAAUCCUUGCGACUCGAGACUUCCGUGACCCAAUGGUUCUCAAUGACACAUCUCUCGAAAUACCGAGAAUAGAGUCACCUGCCCUCUACGACGCAACCACGGGUGUCAACAUUCUGUACAAAAUGACGCCAUGGUCAUAUCAAACUCUCCAACACCAUGCCCGGAUUUCUUUGGCCGCAAUCAAUGCGCGGAACCAGGACAACUUUGAUGAGACUUUCAUUCUCAACACCGUCGUUCCUGUCGUGCAGUACGAUGAGAUGUUCCGCAUCACUCUCCCCGUAGAGGGCGUCGACACAACCUCGCAACUGCGCCAACAUCUGUCCAAGAUGCACAGCAUUUUGGUCCGUGGUUUGGGAGACCGCGUGAGCCUCGUCAAUUUUAAGUUCCUGGUAGCUACGGAGUGGCCACUGAAGCAUGACCCUGCCGUUACAAACGGAAAACUCGAUCUCGAAGUCCGCCUCCUCACCAAUCCCGAUGCUGUAACGCGACUCGUCGACCAUGGACCUUCUGCCGACGAACAAGAUCUGGCCGCAGAAUAUCGAGCAUUUUGGGGCGAAAAGGCCGAACUCCGCCGCUUCAAAGACGGCUCCAUCUCUGAAGCUCUCGUAUGGGCACCGUCCAUACCUGUCACGCACCAAAUCAUUGCACAUCUCCUCUCUCUACACAUCAAGCUUCCACCUAGCUCGAUCUCUUCGGCCACGCUGAACCUCGAAGCGAUAUACCUGGCGGAUGAAUCCAACCUUGGGGCAAAGGACUCAUUUCGUGUCAUUAACAACGCUUUUCAAAAACUCACCUCGACACUCCACCACCUCCAAGAUCUACCAUUGCCAAUCCGCUCUAUCUCUCCGACCGACACUGCACUACGCUCGGCCAGCGUGGGCAACCCUCUUCUCCCAUCUACAGCUAAACCGAUUGACUUUCUCAUUCAAUUCGACAGUUCAACGCGCUGGCCGGAUUCGCUUCCUGCCAUACAGCACACCAAGAUUGCUUUCCUGCUCAAGCUGAGCGAACUUCUCACUGCCCAGGACCCCAGCUUGACGACGCGUGUAGGUCUCGAGAACACUUCUUCGGCCACCACGGGGAACAUGAACACCUCUUACUUGGAUAUCAUAUACCCCUCUCAAGCACCCGGGCUGAGCCCCGUCUGCUUUCGCGCAAGGAUCUUGCACGAUCGUGAACUGCACCUUCUUCAGACUGCUCUGGCGGACAAGAGCCUUCAUGGCAGCGCCAGGGACGAGCUCUCCUCGGCGUUGGUCGUGUACAAGCGCGAAUUUGUCGCGAAGAGCGCACACACGAGCGCGAUACGGGCGCUUUCUGCACGCUUCGCCGCUUUCUCGGGCACGAUGAGACUGCUGAAGCGCUGGGUCGCGAAGCAUUUGUUGCUCGGCGACGGUCACGUGCCGGAGGAAGUACUCGAGAUCGUGGCGGCCAGCGUGUUUGUGACACCGGCACCUUGGAGCGUGCCGGGGAACGCGACGACGGGGUUCCUGAGGGCCCUGAGCCGCGUCGCAUGGUGGGACUGGACUUCGCGCCCGCUGCUGGUGGAUCUGGGGCUGGCGCAAGAUUGGGCGAAGGAGAGCAUCGAGGCCGUCAAGACCAGGUACGAGGCUUGGAGGAGGUUGGACCCGGCUUUGAACAGCGUGGUCUGGUUCGUCGGAACGAACGUCGACGAGACAGGGGUCGUCUGGACACAGGGUGGGAGGCCGACAAAGGUGGUGGGGGGUCGCCUCACCGCUCUGGCCAGAGCGGCCGUGGACGUGCUCGCGAACAAAGGCACCGGCAUGGGCGAGGAAGAUUGGAUGGGCGUGUUCGAGACGCCGCUGGGAGACUUUGAUUUCUCUAUUCACAUCAAACCCGGAGUGGCCAAGGGGGUUCCUGAGAAGACGACGAGGCCCAAAAGCAGCAAAAAGGCACUUUUGAACGGGGGAGGCGACUUCAAGAACCUGCAGAUCGCAGAGGUGUUGGACACCGAGAGUCUGGGCUACGACCCCGUCGACGUGUUUGUGCGCGACCUGAACUUCGCCUUCGGUGCGAGUGCCAUGUUCUUCCACGACCACUAUGGGUGCAAGCUGAUCGCGGGUCUGUGGAAGCCAAGUGCGUUGGGCCGAAAGGAAUGGCGCGUGAGGUUGGGUUGGUCGAGCGUACCUCUACCUGCUAUCGAUGACGAUGAAGAGGGAGAAAGCAAGAGCAUGUGCGUUCUCAACAAAGACGGCAUCCUUGCUGAGAUUGCAAUGCUGGGAGAAGGGUUGGUCAAGAAUAUUGCUACCAAAGAGUGAAUGAUAUCUUCGAAAGUGUACAUGUUGUCAUUCAGUUGUUGGCAUACCGAUACUUCUUAUAUAUCUACUAGGUAGCAUCUACAAAGAUGCAAAAUGGAGCAAUUCAUGCUGUUGGCUUCAUGA
Messenger RNA from Exophiala oligosperma, 3553 nucleotides. RefSeq lists its product as uncharacterized. The record is from RefSeq and is a predicted model, not a curated record. Gene Ontology annotation, biological process: tRNA export from nucleus; rRNA processing. The transcript has a single exon. The coding region runs from base 71 to 3430 and encodes 1119 amino acids. Gene Ontology annotation, cellular component: CURI complex; small-subunit processome; UTP-C complex. NCBI's taxonomy places the organism in Eukaryota, Fungi, Ascomycota, Eurotiomycetes, Chaetothyriales, Herpotrichiellaceae.